Messenger RNA from Phaedon cochleariae (mustard beetle), 291 nucleotides. The record is from the annotation of a GenBank genome assembly. Lineage: Eukaryota; Metazoa; Arthropoda; Insecta; Coleoptera; Chrysomelidae.
AUGCUCCAAGUACCCAUAAUAGCCCGAGAGAAAUGCCAAAGCGCGUACCCGGGUACAGUCGUUACCCUGAACAUGUUCUGCGUGGGGUGGAUGACGAACGGAAACAGAACUUCCUGCGAGGGGGACUACGGGGGGCCGGGCAUCGUCAGGGGCACGCUCCAGGGGGUGGUUUCUUGGGGAAGGGGGUGCGGGGUGGCCAAAUGGCCGACGGUGCUCACGAAGGUGGUGAAUUUCGUCGGGUGGAUCAAGGAGACUACGGGGACUGAUGUUGGGUACUUGUCGUAUGCUUAA